Molecule: messenger RNA, 1233 nt
Organism: Pecten maximus
Lineage: Eukaryota; Metazoa; Mollusca; Bivalvia; Pectinida; Pectinidae
Exons: 5
Coding region: 106-747 (213 amino acids)
Cellular component (GO): membrane
Source: RefSeq, a predicted model, not a curated record
UACAGAUAUCGACAUAGUCUACAUUGAACGUUACCACGACCUAAUCCAGGGUAUGUUAUUGAGAAAAACACGGCAAUCUGAUUGAAUUUAUAUCAAUAAGGAAACAUGAUGAAUGAAGAAAACCCACCUCAAAGCCAACAGUCAACCACAGAGUCGGAAGACGCUGACAUUCGGAAAGUUCAAGUGGGUGGUAUAACAAUACCACUAAAUCUAGGCUAUGUGAAGAGUCCCCUUGGAAUUGCAACAGCAGUAUCGGGAAUCCUAGCUCUGCUUGGCACCAUCCUGGUGUCCGCUAGUUACAACAUCAACUGCUAUGCCGGUUACGGAUCUACUUACGACUUCUUCGAAUUCGUCGCAACCUCUUGGUUCAUCCUCUCUGUCUUUCGUUACAUCAUAUUCCUCCUCACAAACAAGAAAGGUAUCCUCUGUGGAUCAUUCGUACCAUGGACUCUACUGAUGAUGGCAAACACCGCAGUGUAUAUAAUUAUGUUCUUUUUUGGAUCCAUCGCAAUGGCUGUCAACUCGUGUUGGAGAGGGGGCUACAAAGCUACGGCGGCAUUCGGAUUUUUCACAGUGGGAGCCUGCGUUGCCGAGUUCAUACUGCUGUUGCUUAAAUUGCGACAAGAGCAUGAGCCCACUCAGAACCGCAUCCUGAUCUUAAUGGGAGUCCCAGCACAGAGCCAACAGAACGCUCCUCCAGCUUAUGACCCCGACAGUAAUAUGGCUACAGACACGCCAAAGUACUGAUUCUUCCUUACUGUUAAUGCAUCAAAUAUUACACGCAUUUCCUUUGAUGUUUUAUACUCAUUUAAAUUACGCAUCUUUAUCAUUAUAACGCAUGAUCAUAAAUUUUCAACACUUUAAGUUGCAUUAACGAUUUAUAUUACAUAUUUGAGUUAUUUAAUAUUUUACAAUUCAACAGGUGACGAUACAACACAUCGAAACACAAGAACAUUACAUGAAUGUGCGAGGACUAGUUAUGUCAAGUGACAUUAAUAAAAAUUCCAUGCGAAAUAUUGCACUAUACUGGAGUUUAUUGGGAUUCUACCCGACAUUUUUGUGUCGUACUUAACUUAAAUUGCUUGUUAAUACAUUGCUCUAUGAUUUAUAUUAUUAUAUAAUAAGUAUACUCGUGUGUGUUUGCAUAACACCUCAAUUUUGUUAUUCAUAACCAUGUAACUACUUGUCAACUCCGUGUUUAUGUAAUUAAAAGCAAAGUCAAUUUUCUUAUUA